GCCGCUGGGGUCAGGCUCCGCCCACUUUGCCCGGCGUCGCUCGCGCCGGUGCCGUCAAAAUGGAGGAGUACGCGCGGGAGCCCUGCCCCUGGCGAAUUGUGGAUGACUGUGGUGGGGCCUUUACGAUGGGUACCAUAGGCGGUGGUAUCUUUCAAGCUAUCAAAGGUUUUCGCAAUUCCCCAAUGGGAGUAAACCACAGACUACGAGGGAGUUUGACAGCUAUUAAAACCAGAGCGCCACAGUUGGGAGGUAGCUUUGCAGUUUGGGGAGGUCUGUUUUCCAUGAUUGACUGCAGUAUGGUUCAGGUCAGAGGGAAAGAAGAUCCCUGGAACUCCAUCACAAGUGGUGCCUUAACAGGAGCCAUUCUGGCAGCAAGAAAUGGACCGGUGGCCAUGGUUGGGUCAGCUGCGAUGGGUGGCAUUCUCCUAGCUUUAAUUGAAGGAGCUGGUAUCUUGUUGACAAGAUUUGCCUCUACACAGUUUCCCAAUGGUCCUCAGUUUGCUGAAGACCCCUCCCAAUUGCCUUCAACUCAGUUACCAUCCUCACCUUUUGGAGACUAUCGACAAUAUCAAUAGAACUGGUGCUCCAGAGUUUAACAGAAUAAGCUGUAUUUCAAGAAGGAUUUCGGAAGACCAAGUUACAGUCUGUUUUUAAAACCAUCAUUGGGACAACUAUGGCCAGAUAGGCUAUGAAGAGACAUUUAGCAGUUUUUUCCUAUUUAAAGGAACAUGGUGGGGGAGAGCAGUUUACUUUUAAAUACAUUUAUUUAUUCACACUUGGAUUGCCUUUGUGAUCUAAAUAAAUGUUUGCUAUCAUAAAAAGGAAAUCCAGUAAGUGCUUAGAAGAUGAAGGACCAAAGGGCCAAUAACAGUGAAACAUGAUUAUCAUUUCCUUGGGGACUUCUCUGCCUGGUUUUGUGUGUUCUGUUAUUCAAACAAUAAAAAACUGCUGGAACUUGCUCUUUCUUUUAAGAUAAGUUGUAGAGUUUUACUGUUUCAUCCUUGAAUAUUACUAAUAAUGCAAAGUCCAUUCAAAACUGCAUGUUUUAUAGUUAGUACCUCAUUUCACUUGAAGUGAAUUGUGUAUGAGAAGAAUUAAGCAGUCAACAUGGAUCAUUCCAGAGUAAAGUACUUUACUGAUUAAACAAUGUGGUAAAAUAUUUUUCCCUUACUUUGAAAGGAAAAUAUGUUAUGUCUUGAUUCUGAGUAUGUUGGUAUUGCCUUUAGGCUACCGUGCCUUGAUUCCUGAUCACCAGAAACCUCAUCAGAAACAACUUGCUUCCAACAUACCCAAUCCUAUAUGAGAAGAAUUCGAAGAGGGUACAGUUGUCACUGGAAAAGUUUCGUUAUUUAUUGUGUGCUUGAAAAUAAAAUACAUGUUGUUUUUUAA
Molecule: messenger RNA, 1389 nt
Organism: Choloepus didactylus (southern two-toed sloth)
Lineage: Eukaryota; Metazoa; Chordata; Mammalia; Pilosa; Megalonychidae
Gene: TIMM17A
Product: translocase of inner mitochondrial membrane 17A
Exons: 6
Coding region: 60-575 (171 amino acids)
Biological process (GO): protein import into mitochondrial matrix
Cellular component (GO): TIM23 mitochondrial import inner membrane translocase complex; mitochondrial inner membrane
Molecular function (GO): transmembrane protein transporter activity
Source: RefSeq, a predicted model, not a curated record